AUGAGUAAUAUCAAUGAUAUAACAGAAGCAAUUCAAAAGAUAAUUUCUGCCAAAGAUGCCAUAAUAAAUGAAAUCAAGGCAUUGAUUGUUCUCGCCAAUGAGUUCUUAGAAUUCCGCAAUAUUUACACAAAAAAUUAUUUUGCAAGAAGAGAUCAUGUUAUUAAAAAGCUUAGCUUUGAAAAUCUUUCAACUCCUACAUUAGCAGAAGGUCUCAAGUCAUUUAUCCUUUCAGAUUUUGCAAAACCAACAUCUUGGGAACAUAUCUGCGAUUAUAUUGAAAAUAAGUUCAUACCGGAGAUGGAAUCCAUUUACAAAUCAUAUCAAGAAUCUAUUGCAGAAGCCCAAACUAAAUUAAACACAACAAUUGAAGUAUAUAAAAAUGCAAAGCAUGAAUAUACUGAACUCCUUAAGGAUAAUAUUUGUUACAUCAACGAAUUAGAACAACUAAAUGCAAAUCAGACUUCGAAAAAGAAUGAAGAUCUUUUUGUCAAUAAAGCUUUCGAUUAUAGGCCUUUUGUAGAAAAAAUGGAUGGAUACCUUGAUAUAUAUAACGUAGAGGUUGAUGGAUUAUACAAAGCUGUUGAUAUUUUCAUAUCAGAAUUUGAAUACAUUGAUAAAAAGAGAGCUAUGCGAUAUAACGUAUUACUAACUGAAUUGGCAGACAAACUUACUAAGUCUACACAUACUCAGGAUGAAUUACUUUCUGAUUUGUUUAUGGAAUAUAACGCUAUUGAUAUUAAGAGCGAUUUGCAGACACUUCCAGCAUGGAAUGCACCUGAAGAAGUGUCUUCUCUGCCGGAAGAAAUGCCAGAAGAGAAUCUAAGCUUUGAUAUCAAUAAUUUUCUUUCAAAAUGA
Trichomonas vaginalis G3 is the source of this 855-nucleotide messenger RNA. RefSeq lists its product as uncharacterized. Bases 1 to 855 code for a protein of 284 amino acids. The record is from RefSeq and is a predicted model, not a curated record. The transcript has a single exon. NCBI's taxonomy places the organism in Eukaryota, Parabasalia, Trichomonadida, Trichomonadidae.